Chaetomium fimeti is the source of this 852-nucleotide messenger RNA. RefSeq lists its product as uncharacterized. Bases 1 to 852 code for a protein of 283 amino acids. NCBI's taxonomy places the organism in Eukaryota, Fungi, Ascomycota, Sordariomycetes, Sordariales, Chaetomiaceae. The transcript has 4 exons. The record is from RefSeq and is a predicted model, not a curated record.
AUGGAACACCCGAAGGAAAGCCCGCAAGGCCACCAGGGGAAAUACAGGAUUUAUCUUGUUGGAUUUCCCGACACCAACGGAACUUCGAAAAGUGUUCCAGUCGCGAAGCUGAUAGAUGAUCUCGUGCCCGAGGCCGAGGUCAUUAAUCAUAGCAUAUUCCGUGGUGAUGCUGCUCCGAAUCUCCUGCAGUCUGACCUCGAGACUGAAGGGAACGUGGAUGUCAAUGAAAGCAACGUAUCCGAGGACGACGAUCAGUUAGAACUGCCCGAAUCCGUGGCGAACGAAAAGCUCGGCGUUAGAGCACCGACAGGGCCUGAUCUGCUCAGAGUGGACAAAGAUCAACCCCCUUUAGAUGACGGUAGCGCCCCAUAUCGCGGUCUCAGGCGUGUGAACACAGCCGCUGCCUCGACGACUUCGGUUGGCGGAGAUGCCCAUGACUUUACUCCCGGCUGGCUUGAAAAGGAGGCACUCGGUCUUCUCAAUCGAAUUGAGAAGCACAGGUAUGCCGAUGUGGACGGAGCGCCGUGUCAGGUGGUGCUCGCCGGCCAUGAAUUCGGCGGCCUGGUGCUAAAGCAGUACCCAAUCGCCAACUUCGUUCCGAGUGGCCAAUCCGACCACCUGCGAGCCAUGAGGUUUGGGAACGGACUUGAGAACGUUGUCUUUUGGACGGAUCACAACGGAGACCAUGAUGCCACCGUUUGUGCCACCGAUGACAUCGGGAAGAUGGAGUCGCUCAGGACACACUUUGCGCCCCAGCGCCUCCUUUUGAAGCUGGGUAACGAGGGCUUCAUCCGCCUACCAGCGACACAUAUUUCAGAAUCCUCCAGGCAUUGUCCCCUUGCCGGCAAGUAA